Molecule: messenger RNA, 677 nt
Organism: Octodon degus (degu)
Lineage: Eukaryota; Metazoa; Chordata; Mammalia; Rodentia; Octodontidae
Product: cytochrome c oxidase assembly protein COX14
Exons: 2
Coding region: 282-455 (57 amino acids)
Biological process (GO): mitochondrial respiratory chain complex IV assembly
Cellular component (GO): mitochondrion
Source: RefSeq, a predicted model, not a curated record
AGGGCGACUCCCUCCAUAAGGGGCGGGCUUUUGCUGGGCCGGGCGUCGGCUUGCUUCCCGAGGUUGGAAGCGAGACCUGGAGGCCGAAGCGGGCGGGAAAAAGCCGCUUUCUACGCCAGUAGCUGAGGCGUAUAGGGUUGUUCUCGGGUCGCCACCCGCACGUGUGUCGUCCUGGGCGUGGCUUUCGGGCCUAGGAAGUGCAGACCGUGGCGGCAGGACGCUGCGGGUGUGCAGGGAGGCCUCGGUCGGACGCGAGGGAGAGGCAGAACCCAGGGAACACCAUGCCAACUAGCAAGCAGCUAGCUGACAUCGGCUACAAGGCCUUCUCAGCCUCCAUGAUGCUCCUCACUGUGUAUGGGGGCUACCUCUGCAGCGUCCGGGCCUACCAUUACCUGCAGCUACGCAGCGCCCGGCGCCAGGCCGCCGAAGAACAGAAGGGCUCAGGAGUCCUGUAACAUGGGAGUGUUUUCUCCUGAGCAUGCUGUGGAAAGAUGUCACCUGCUGAUUUCCAGAUCAAGAGGACUAGGAGCUGGAUGGUUUCCAAACGUGCUGAAAGAACAUGCCCAGGGUUCCUGUGGUACUGCCAGUUCAGCAGUAUACAGUUUGUGGAGGCUGUUGAACCCCAUGAAUGUGGGAGUGAAGUAAACCUAUAGACAUUAAAUGUUUUGCCAUGUCUA